UAAACUAUAAACACAAAGCAGCAAAUAUAUACAUGACAAAGACUCUAACUAUGGCGGAUAUAAUUGGUUCUGAGGACAGGGAGAAGUCCUUAUAUUGCAUACAAAUAAGAUAUCUGGAUGAGCAGUUGGAGAGACGUCAGCUUGAGUGUGACGAGCUAACGAAACAGAACAAGAACCUGGCCUCUCUGUACAUCGCGCUGGAGAUCGACCACAAAGACAUCAACGUGUAUCUGAAAAGCUGCGUGGUUGCAAAAGAGAAGGAGGUGGACGAGCUGGCUGAGCGGCUGCAGAGUCAGCAGCAGGCUGCAGAACAGGACAGAGAGACCCUGCAGCUGCAGCACAGCCAGCAGCUGCAGGAGAAGAUCCAUGAAUUGAGCUCAGAGAACAGCAUGCUGGCGAUUGAGGAAACAAAACAGCAUCAGGAGCCGGAGGAGCAGCUGGUGCAGUUGAUGCAGCAGCAGUCAGAAAUGGAGUCUCUGAAGAAGCAGCUGGUCAGUCAGAGAGAAGAGCAUAAAGCUGCCAUCGACAGCCUGAAGACUGAAGCGGAGUCCAGGAGGCAAAAGAUGUCCGAGGAGAUGCAGAGCAGAGCGGACAAUUACAUUGAGGCGGAGACCUCGAAUAUUAUCCAGGAGAGGGCUGAGCACAGCGAGGUUCGGGAGAAGGUGCAGGUCCUUCUGAACAAGAACAUGGUUCUGCGGAAUGAGAAGAGAGACCUGCGAGACCAAAAUGAAGUUCUUUGCCUUAUGGACAACAGGAAGAAGAAAAUCAACAUGGUCACGCAGAAGAUACUCAAAAGCAAGAAGGAGGUGGAGCAGCUGACGAAGAAGUGCCAGCAGGUGAAGGUAAAGCACGGUAGCACCACCUACAAGAGCUUGCUGGCUGAGAAAGAGGCUCUCAGACAGCGCCUGGUCUCAGCAUCCGAAGAGUGUCAUCAGAAAACAGCCGAGGCAGAUUCACUGAGGGUGGAGCUCCAGAGGGAGAGCAGCAGGAGGAGGCAGCUGGAGGGCAUCAUGCAGGAAGCAGUCAGCAUCCUCAGCCACAUCCUGACGGUCCCGGAGAAGACUGAGCGUCAGAGGCUGCUGGAGCUCCUGCAGAGCGCCGCUCCCCGAGGAGCAGGCUCCACUCCUGAGGAGAGCAGCCCCGGACCGAGACCACAGACCUCCGCCCUCGAACCAGUCAGAGCUCAGACCCUGAAGCUCUCCACAGAUCCUUUGUUCCUGAUGGCCCGCUACCGCCGGGGCGACCUGGGCCUCGUACCCCGACCCAUGUGGAAACACCAACCAGUCAGUUCCAGGACCAGAGUCCACCCAGAGGCCUCUCAGCAGGAAACUCUGCAGUCAGAAGACAUUGCGCUCUGA
Molecule: messenger RNA, 1358 nt
Organism: Cottoperca gobio
Lineage: Eukaryota; Metazoa; Chordata; Actinopteri; Perciformes; Bovichtidae
Product: cilia- and flagella-associated protein 157-like
Cellular component (GO): ciliary basal body; cilium
Molecular function (GO): microtubule binding
Source: RefSeq, a predicted model, not a curated record